Phytophthora infestans T30-4 is the source of this 351-nucleotide messenger RNA. RefSeq lists its product as uncharacterized. The record is from RefSeq and is a predicted model, not a curated record. Lineage: Eukaryota; Oomycota; Peronosporomycetes; Peronosporales; Peronosporaceae. The coding region runs from base 1 to 351 and encodes 116 amino acids. The transcript is spliced from 2 exons.
AUGGGCGGUGCCGCCACGAACGGACAUUUGGAGGUCGUGCAAUGGCUACACUUUAACAGAGGGCUGCAGCAAGGCGGCGAUUGGCGGAGCUGCAGCUUAAAUGUGGUGCAGUUUUUGCUUUUGGAAUUCCGCCGUCAAGACGAGAUGCAACGGGCCUUCACUGCCGCCACCAGUUGCGGUCAUGUUGCCAAGUGGGUCAAGACAACGUAUCCAGAGAAAUUAAGCGACACGGACACGCAACCUGGUCGUAAAAGGGUGGUCAAGCUAUUCGAACGGAAGUUAAAACACCCUCGGGACGCCAAGACAACACACCUGAAGAAGAAGGCCAAGCGCCGACAUCGUCGCUAUUAA